Messenger RNA from Hyaloscypha bicolor E, 1846 nucleotides. RefSeq lists its product as uncharacterized. NCBI's taxonomy places the organism in Eukaryota, Fungi, Ascomycota, Leotiomycetes, Helotiales, Hyaloscyphaceae. The transcript is spliced from 5 exons. The record is from RefSeq and is a predicted model, not a curated record. The coding region runs from base 280 to 1731 and encodes 483 amino acids.
CUCAGCGGCGACGAGAGCAACUAUUCCUUAACCACUCCUCAACCACCAUCUUGGCCAGGCUGUGUACUCGCUCUAGUAGUUCAUAGUUUGCCUAAGCCAGAGCCUUAGGUCGUCUCGCGGUCUACAUUCCUGAGGCACAGCAGCCUCGCAACUUAAGCUAGGUAUUGCGGGAGGUGGAGCGACGUGGAGCGAACGACCUAACCAAGUCCUGUUUCCGAUAAACUCGACCAAGAAAUUCAUGGUAGCCGAUAUCGUUUCCCAAGCAAUUCAAUUUAUCCUAUGGAUUACCACUGCUUCUUCAGACGCGACGAGGAUGCGUGGUGGAAGAAAUCGGGUGAUGGCAGAGACGUGUUCGACCCUCAGCUCUGUCAUUAUGUCGUCUUUCGACGCAACACAAGAGGCUCGAAAGUUGACAUUGAGGAGCGAGAGUUGGACGGGGCAAAUCUUGUCACAUCGCUGGAAAACGUCGAUACUCCAGAGCCACAUGAGCAGCUCCGACUAAUAUUACCUCCUCCGCGGAGACCUUUAGAUCAAGACGGGGCCUACCGUAAAGACGCUACUUUGCCAUUCACCAAAGAUGGUUUUCAUCAACUCCUUGAAAUGUUCCAAUUCCAUAGAGGGUAUUUCGAGGGUUCUCAUCCUUCUCAGCUAGCCAGACUACGUACCUCUGGGAAGACAACGUGUAAGAAGUCCCGAAAACAGAUAAGAUCCCCUCUAACCGAUCAAGCGAUCUAUUUCUCAACCCUCAGUAGCAUAGGGACGCCCAACUCAAUCGCAAAGAUGAAAUUGUUUAUGGCUUUCGACGAAACGAAGCGAGCUACAACAGUACUUUUACAUAAUCUAAUGCCUGAGCAGCUCCAAUCUGUUCAAGAAAGCAUCAAGGACGAGGCAUUACAGCUAUUGUUUAUUCAUCCAAUGCUUGUCCCAACGCUUGUGAUGGACAUUCUCUUCACAGAAAUCGUCGAGAAAGCACAGGUUUUAUACGAGGAAUGGCGACAAGCGAUCAAAAAGGGCGCUCUAGUAGAGGGCCUCUAUAUGACAUCGGAGUUCGAGAAUAUUGACAUCAAGCAAGAGGCUUCAGCAGCUCAUCGCUCUAGUUUCAAGAUAUCGUGGAUACAAGAGGUUCUAGAGAUUGCCAUUGACAGCGGAAACAAACUUAGGAUCUGGACUACAGAAUUCCACCACGUCAAGUUGAGCGAUGAAGAGGCCGAUGAAUUCUACGCGGCCGAGCAGAUCAUCUGCAAUCGUCUGGAAUACCUCGUUGAUCGAUUGCAUAUCCAACUUACGUGGAUUAAGAGGUUCCAAAGAGACAUGCAGGCUCACAGGCAGGCACUCGAGGUCGGCACCGCAACUCUAGGCAACAAGCUUUCCCUGGAGAUUGCAAGAGAAAGCAAGCGCGAUGCGUCAGCCAUGAAAGCUAUUGCUGUACUUACCAUGUUUUUCCUGCCUGGAACUUUGGUAGCGUCACUCUUUGCAAUGCCGCUUUUCAAUUGGGAGGCGCCGACUCUGCGAGAGGUACUAAACCAGAGAUUUUGGAUCUAUUGGGCCGUCGCCAUCCCAGCAACUAUUCUAGUCUUGAUGACGUGGCGGAUCUGGUACAAGUUCCAGGAAUGGCAGAAAGGGAACAGAACUGGGAAUAACUUUGUUGCUGGUUUUAGGCUAUGGCUCAUGUCCGGACGAGAAAAGAGCGUUGACGGGAUUGGAGAUGAUGAGAAGGGUGAUGCUGGUUAGAUUUUUAGAUUGUGGCUCGAGUGGCGUCCGUACAUUGAAUUUUUUAUUAAAAGUUAGCUCUUAUAAUGCUUUCCGGGAUGACUCGACCGAGAAUAAGCAACCACAUUUCUUAGAA